Contarinia nasturtii (swede midge) is the source of this 1646-nucleotide messenger RNA. RefSeq lists its product as uncharacterized. The record is from RefSeq and is a predicted model, not a curated record. Bases 207 to 1232 code for a protein of 341 amino acids. The transcript is spliced from 7 exons. NCBI's taxonomy places the organism in Eukaryota, Metazoa, Arthropoda, Insecta, Diptera, Cecidomyiidae.
UCAAACCACAUUCCAUUGUAGUGUUUACAAAAAGAGCAAACGUUGCGCUGUCUUUCAUCAAAAACAUCAUUUUUUUUCAUCGAAUUUGUGAACACCAUCCAUUAAUUUCAUUGUAAUUCGCGAAAUAUCCAACGUACGUUUCCUUGGAUUGCAUCAAAUCAUUAUCAUCUAUUGUCAUCGCUUGUGUUCGAUUUCACAAAGCAAACAUGUCAAACCUACCAGAUGUCAAGGAUUACUUCGAUUUUUUGAAAUGUACGGUGUGCCAUGAAUUAUUUCGUGAGAAAAUUUUCCUUUGUGAAAGAGGUCAUUCGUUUUGUAAACCAUGUCGAGAAAUACUGGGAAAACAGAAGGAAACAAAUAUGUGUCCAGAAUGCCGUGGCAAAUUUACGGGUGCGGAAAAUUAUACAUUGCAACGCGGUAUUGAACAACUAAUCGAUUUAUGGAAAAGUGUUUCGAAGAAAUCCGAUACAGCUGGCCCAAGUGACAGCAGUUGCCACGAAAUUGUUGUAGCAAAAUUAGCGGAAUCUCUUCCCGCUUUGGUCAAAUCUCUCUCAGAAUUUGAGAAAAAUGACAAUGGAUCACCACAGCCAUUCAAUGAUCCCGAAUCGGAUCCAGUCAUCGAUACUGCACCACGUAUUCCACUACAACCAAGAGGUGUAUUUUCAUGUCGUAUUUGCGAAAACGAGGAACUCAGUGAAAUCAGCGAUACCUACGAAGUGAUCGGAAAGGCAUUGCGGGUCCCAAUUUGUCGAAUGGUCAACCACUUGCUAACAUUUCACAAAGAAGAUUUUUUCGAAGCACCUUUGCCCGACGGCAACCCUGAAUUCACCAAGACAUAUGAAUUCGAUUGCAAGAAUUUAUGUCGAGCCAUACGUGUUCAUCAGUAUGGUGUGUUCUUUUUUAUUAUGAGAGUGUAUCGUAACCACGGAAAAACAUAUAUUGGAUCUUGGGUACAAGGUGUCUACCCCAGCUCCAACUGCACACUCUUUACGUUCGAGCAAAAAAUGCGAAUUCGCAACGAUGUCGCUCGUUACAGUGAUUAUACAUUUGGUCAAAAUUCAAGCGUUCGUUAUAUCCUAGAGAAUAAACAUUGUUUGUAUUAUGAAACGGAAAUGACGCCAAACGAUAUUGGGAAAAUUGUGGUCGAUGUCAAAAUCUUAAGAUCUGGGCAAGAACAUGAACAUGAAGGUCGUCGCAACACUACCGAAGUUGAGGAUGUCUCCAAUCAAUAGCUGCCAGUUCAACGAGAAAACAUAACAAACGUUACCAUUUACCAUAUCUAAAAACAUGUAAGCUCAUCCGUAGGGAAAAAUCGCUGCAGCAUUCAUUUAAUUUCAGUAAAAUUGCCUUAAAAUAUCCGAUUUGAAUGGUAAAUAUGGAUAUCAAUUGUGAUUUAAAAAAAGCGAAUUUCAUACAAUUUAAAAGCAUUUAAAAGCAAAUUAGUUUGGGGAAAACAAAAUCAUAAAUUUUUCUACAUUCAUUUAUUUACAUUAUAGAAUGCCGAAUGUAUCGGACUAAAAAUCAAUGCCAAUUUAUCCUAAUUUCGUCAAUUCUUCAUGUUAAAGUUUUCUUUGAAUUGAUCGAAAAAUUUGGGAAUUUAUAAAAAAAAAAAUCGUUGAAUAAACAACAGUUUUUUGGAAAUGAAA